AUGGCAAACAUUCCAGCAAUGCCGACAAGCACACCUUUGAACAUAAGCACUGGCAACACUCAAGUAGAUGAAACUGCAGCCGAUACUGAAGUGAAUGAUGAAACUGAUGACGAAGCACAAGGGGAUGAAGAUGGUGGGCAAUCAGAGAUCAUGGUACCUCGGCCACCUUACGUUGGGCAGAGAUUUGAAUUGUUCGCAGAGGCAAAGGAAUUCUACCAGACAUAUGCAAAGUUCCAUGGAUUUGCGGUCAACACCGAAUACCAUAGGAAAAUUAAGAAAACUAACGAGUACAGCAGAGCUGACGUCACAAACCUAAAGGCAAAGUACCGUAGAGAGAGCAAGUUGGCUGACAUAGAGGCCACAAUGGCCUACUUCGAUGAGAAAGCGAGGGAAGAUCCAGAUUUCUUCUACAGGAUAAGAUUGGACGAUGAGGACCGUGUCAGGAACAUGUAUUGGGUGGAUGGUGCUGCAAGAAGAGCCUACAAACAUUUCCGAGAUUGCAUUUCAUUCGACGCGACAUCUCUCACUAAUAUGUACAAGAUGCCAUGCGCUCCAUUCAUAGGAAUAAAUAACCACAAUCAGUCAUUGCAGUUCGGAUGUGGGCUCGUUCGGAACGAAGACACGGAUGGGUACGUUUGGCUUUUCAAGACCUUCUUGGAGUGCAUGGGUGGACUUGCUCCGAUGAACAUAAUAACAGACCAGGAUUUUAGCAUGCGUGCAGGCAUAGAGGAGGUCUUUCCGUUGGCAGUGCACAUGCACUGCAGGUGGCACAUUAUAAAGAAGGCUGAGGAGACACUAGGACCGUUCUUUGCUGACCGUCCAGACCUGCACAAGGCAUUCGAGCUGUGCGUGGACCACAGCUUGACGGUGGAGGAGUUUGAAAGGGGCUGGAUGGCUAUGAUUGAAACAUAUCAAGUCCAAGACCACGAGACGCUUGCUAGCUUGUGGGAGAAGCGAAUGUACUGGGUGCCGGCCUACUUCAUGCAGUGCUUCUUCCCGUUUCUGCAGACUACACAACGCAGUGAGGGGUUCAAUGCUGUUUUGAAACGGUACGUGAGCCCUGGAAACUCAUUACUACAGUUUGCCAAGCAGUACACUGCUUUGCAACAAAAAAUAUUGGGAUCCAAGCUACAGCAAGAAGCAAACACCGCGCUCAAGCAGCCAAAAUUGCUAACGUAUUUACCAAUGGAGAGGCAGAUGAGCAAGAUAUACACCAACACGAUUUUUAACAAGUAA
This is a messenger RNA of Aegilops tauschii subsp. strangulata, 1236 nucleotides long. Its product is annotated as protein FAR1-RELATED SEQUENCE 5-like. Gene Ontology annotation, biological process: regulation of DNA-templated transcription. The record is from RefSeq and is a predicted model, not a curated record. Lineage: Eukaryota; Viridiplantae; Streptophyta; Magnoliopsida; Poales; Poaceae.